Molecule: messenger RNA, 1548 nt
Organism: Fusarium fujikuroi IMI 58289
Lineage: Eukaryota; Fungi; Ascomycota; Sordariomycetes; Hypocreales; Nectriaceae
Product: related to DAL5-allantoate and ureidosuccinate permease
Exons: 9
Coding region: 1-1548 (515 amino acids)
Biological process (GO): tripeptide transport; transmembrane transport; dipeptide transport
Cellular component (GO): plasma membrane
Molecular function (GO): allantoate transmembrane transporter activity; dipeptide transmembrane transporter activity
Source: RefSeq, a predicted model, not a curated record
AUGUCGGACACGCCUAAGCCUAUCGUUGAGUCACCCCCUAGUGUUGAGGCCAUUGAGGACUCGGAGCUCAAGGGCGGUCGAAACGACAUGGGCGUUCAUGACCGAGAGAAUGCUGUUGGUUACAGCGAGUACCUUGAAGCUCGCGACAUUGAGUUCUCAGAUGCUGAGGCAAAGAAAUUGCGAUGGAAACUCGAUCUCGUUAUCCUCCCCAUGUUUCUCAUGACUCAAGCGCUUCAGUUCAUGGAUAAAACCUCUCUCAACUAUGCCAACCUCUUCGGAUAUCAGGACGCUCUUGGCCUCAAAGGCAACCAAUUCAACUACCUUUCUGCAAUGGUCUAUGCUGGUUAUUUCUUUGGCCAAUAUCCUUGCGGAUGGCUCAUUGGUCGCUUCCCUGCGCAAAAGGUCAUGGCUAUCAGCGUCUUCCUGUGGGGUCUCAUGGUCAUCAUCAUGACUCAGAGUCGCGACUAUUCCAGUGCUCUGGCAGUGCGGUUCAUCAUGGGUGUAUUUGAGGCUGCUGUUACGCCUGGGUUGACACUAAUGACUGGUUUCUGGUACACCCGACGAGAGAUCCCACUUCGCCAGUGUAUUUGGUACUCGUCUCUGGGUUGGGGUGGCAUUGUUGGUUCAUACAUCUCCAUGGGAGUCUCCAAGCUUCCCGUCGACCUCAAGCCUGAGCGAUGGGAGCUGAUAUUCUACAUCCUCGGUGGCGCCACUUGUCUUUGGGCUUUUGUCAUCUGGUUCCUCCUCCCCGAUUCGCCUUCCAACGCACGAUUCCUCAACCACCGAGAGCGUCUCAUUGCAGUCAAGAGAGUCGCAUCCAAUGAGACGGGUAUCAAGAAUAAAGCAUUCGAUAAGGAUCAGGUCGUCCUUGGCUUCACUGAUCCCAAGACCCUUCUGCUCUUUACCUCGGUCUUUGCUGCCGCCAUCCCUAAUGGUGUUGUCAACUCCUUCUCGACCAUCAUCAUCCGCGACAUGGGAUUUAGCACCACCAGAACUACUCAGCUAAAGUCCGUUGGAGAUGCUGUCCAGAUCAUCGGCUUGAUCAUUGGUGGAAGCAUCAUUCUCAAUGUUCCCAACUCUCGUCUACUCACUGCUACGGUUGCCAACAUGCUUUGCACAAUCUCUGCUGCUUGCAUGGCCUACCUCCCCCGCGAUAACACUUGGGGCCGACUUGUAUGCUUCUGGCUGGUCAACACCCAGUCUGUUGGCUUCACUGUGUCUCUGACCACCAUUUCCUCCAACAUGGCUGGCUACACUCAUAGAUCUCUUGCUAGUGCUCUGGUCUUUACUGCAUAUUGCUGGGGCAACUUUGCCGGUCCCUUCGUCGUGAAGAAGUCCGAGGCUCCUCACUUCACUGGUGCCACUAUUGGACUUCUAGUAGGCUACGCUAUCAAGUUCUGUUGCCACCUGGGCCUUCUUGUGUAUAUGUAUCUUAUCAACAGACACCGUAACAAGACCUACGGUGCGCCCGAUAAGGAGCGUAGUAACGAGGCUGGUAUGCGGGAUCAGACAGAGUUUGAGAACAAGGAUUUCCGAUAUGUUCUGUAA